UUUCUCUUCUGUCUGUGUGCGAAUGCACAGACGGUUCACUAGUAAUUUGAUGUGUGUCCCCGGGGACAUUUGAUGGAUUAAAGCUAAGCAGCUCCAUUUCGCAGCACCACCUGAUCUUCCACUGCCUGUGCCCCAUAUAAAGGCUGGCGUGAUUGCUGAUCUCAGCUAGUCUGACAGAGUCUCUCUCUCCCUCCUCUGCGCCUGUCUCCUUCUCUUCUCCUCCUCCUCACUGGUCCUUUAAGCCGGCCGCAUCACAGGAGCUAUCCAGUGCUGAACGGGCUCACUUUUAUUUAUUUAUUUAUUUGUCACUUUUCCGGGGGAAACUGGGGGAGCCAGUGUGCGCCGGGCAGCGUUACCGUCAACGUCUUUUGCUUUCCAUUUUUGUCGGAAUCAUCUCAUGUUCAUCGCGAGGAUUACCAUCGAGCUAGCUGUGCCCGUGCGCUCCCUCCGAAGCUUUUUCUUUUGGCUCAUGCCUUUUCCGCCACACUGUGUUAUCAUCCACUGAAACAUGCCCCGCUCAUUUUUGGUGAAGAAGAUCAAACUUGAUGAUUUCUCUUCAUCCAACGCGGCUGCCAACAAUCACCAUCAGCAUCUGGACGACUCGUUGACUUUCGCACGCUCCAUCACAGACUCGGUGACCAGCCUCGGCGUUCGUCUGAGCGAGAAUGGCUACAUCCAGGAUUACAUCACGCCAUCUGUAUACCGGGGGGAGAAGAAGAUGGAGCACAAGCUGGUUUCGGACCCACUGUACACCCACGUGAGCAGCGGCGGCGAGUACUGCGACCCCGACCUGAAGCACCCCGACAGCCCCCAAUCAGGCAUGACGGCCAGCGGUUUCUACAGCGGUGAGUCGGAGGCCUUGGACGAGGGUUACACCAUGGAUGCCUUCUUCAUCUCCGACGGGCGCUCGAGAAGGAAGGGCGACGGCGAGGGUCGCGAGGGUGGCUCGAGGAGCAGCAGCGUCAACGCCGGUCUGCAGGAGAGCGGCGUCGCUGGAUCCGCUCGCCAUACCUGCAACGAGUGCGGCAAGACCUACGCCACCUCUUCCAACCUGAGCAGACACAAGCAGACGCACCGUAGCCUGGACAGCAAGAUGGCCCGCAAGUGUCCCACCUGCAGUAAAGUCUAUGUGUCCAUGCCGGCCUUGGCCAUGCACAUCCUCACCCACGACCUCAAGCACAAGUGCGACGUGUGCAGCAAGGCUUUCAGCCGCCCCUGGCUCCUCCAAGGUCACAUGCGGUCCCACACGGGGGAGAAGCCCUUCGCUUGCGCCCACUGUGGCAAAGCCUUCGCUGACCGCUCAAACCUCCGCGCCCACAUGCAAACACACUCUGCCUUCAAGCACUACAGAUGCAAGCGCUGCAAUAAGACCUUCGCUCUCAAGUCCUACCUGAACAAGCACUAUGAGUCGGCUUGCUUCAAGGGCUCCGCAGACGAAGACGACUCGGCAUCAGACAACUGACGCUGCUGAAAGACGCAGAAUUUCCAAGCUCGCCACUACCCGACCCCUGUCCACUCCGCCCUCCAUGCCUUUUUUCUUCCCUUUUUUAGAAAGCAAUAUUUUCACUGAGAUUAUGAAGAAGCUCUAAUGACAACGGCAAAGACAAUUUCAGAAGAUGCUGGAACCCACCCCCCUGCACAGUAGCUAAUCAUCCACAGACAAAUACAAUCAACAACCUUCCCCAAAUAGCAACUGUAGGUAGUUGUACACAUAAGCAACAUGUGCUCACACCGAACACAUGCAAACACACACCACGCAUACACACACUCAAUUAUAUAUGAGGCCUGGCAUGUGAAUUUUUAUCAAUGACUAUACUAAUAUCAAUAGUAAUAAUAUUUAGAUUCCCGAUAUUUUAUAGCAAAUAGUAAUGAUAAAAAUUAACAAAAAAAUACAUAAAAAGGACAGUGUUCGUUGGAGGGGUUUUUUUUUAGAGACAAAAUGACCUCUUGUAUUUUUAUGCUGCUUUUUAUUUGCUAAGAAUUGAAUUCUUUUGCAACUGCCAACUUUUUAUGAAAAUGUGAACUAUAACAGUAUUUGCAAAAAAAAAAAAAAAAAGGGGAGAUCAUUUUAAAAAGGUCAUAAGACCACCCCUUUUUCCACACCAAUGUUAUUUUUCUAUUUGAUUUUUCUAAAAUUAUUUUUUGUGCUCGAUAUCCCUUGAUCAAAAGGUAUCUUUGUAACUGUGGGUAUUCCAGACACUUUUAAGACACCAUUCGCCAUUACAGGCCACAAAAUGUUUGGAUUCUGUCUGAGCUGCCCUGUUCAAAUGUGCAGCAGUAGGCCUGUGUAACAGGUCUCUGUCAUUUUGGGGUGUCCUGUGUCUAUAGCAAAGAAAACACUCGUUCUUCCUCCAAGUCGGUGGCGAGCGAGCGUCAGCUGCCGUUUCGGUGCACCGUCUUUCCGAGAACGAGCGCCCCUCACGUGAUGUUUGAGGGUCUCCUCGUCCGCCAGUGUGACCGCGGGCUGACGCUUUACACACUCGCGCACCCUCAGUUACAAAGCGACUCUUUUAUAUGUCGCUCGAAGCUCCGUCCAUUGUUUCGCUGCAUCUAAUUAUCAUGUAAAUACUUUAUUUAUCUAUUUAUUAUUUAUUUUGGAGGGUAUUUAUUGAGGACUCGAUUGCUAUUUAUUAAUUUAUUAUUUAUAAUUUCGAAUAAUGAACAUUCAUUGAACUUGUAAGAUGCUGCUGCUCUUCAAAGAAAAUGUUUAUAUGCAUGAAAACUGUAGAGAGUCCAUCGGACUUAGUUUUUAAAGAGGAACAAUGUACAGCAUUACAGCAAUGCAGAGCUACUUUAGUCUUUUCUUUCGUGGCAAUAACCUUCCUGACAUAUGUACCAAUCACCUGUUUUUCACUCAAUUUAGGGCAAUAAAAAGAAACAGUGACAAUUAAUUAAAAGGCCAAAUAUUCUCCAACUAUUCUCCAACUCUAAAAGUCAGACGCUCCUCCUCAGGCCUACAGAUUUUCGGAAAAAAACAACUCAGGCAAUAACUAACUCCUUGACUCAGACAUGAUAGUUCAUGUUGGAUCAAAUUAGAGUCAGGUAAUGUCGGUGUGAUUGUGUUACAUCAAGGUUUCAAAGGUGCAAAAGCAAUAAUGAUGCUGCUGCAGUGAGAGGCUGCUAUUUUAUACACUUCAUCUUGGGUUAUUGUCUCUGUUGGUUUACAGAGCAGCUGUGUAAGAAAGUGUCCACGUGAAAUUAAAAAAAAACAAAAAACAACAGUGUAAGUAAAUACGUCUUGGAAGUUCUGAGCUUGUUUGAAAUACGCGGCAUGCUUGAACGCACAUCCCAGCCCCCCGUCAUUUGUCCCCCUACUAACUCCCCCGCACCCCAUCAACUAUCUUCAUCCUGACUGCCUCUAAACAGACCCGCGGAGGAUGAGAUGUGUUGAAGUGGGAUUGACGGAGGGCGGCCGAGUGUGGGAGGAUAACAGGUGUUUGCAGACAGACUGCAGAUAGGGAGCGUAAUUGAGUUGGUGAGCAACCUCCAAGGGGAAGGUCAAGCACCAGCAGGCAAAUGCACUGUCAGCUAUUUGCAUAUUUGAAAUGGAUGAAACCAACGCAAGGCUAAAAACAGAAAAAAAGGAAGAAAAGAGGAGUUUCCGCUCUGUUUAUCUGUCGACGGCUGUCUCAGCACUGCAGCUGAAUCUCCGCGUGAGAGUAUCCAACCACCUGUCUCCUAUCUCCGCUUGGAAAAAACACCAUUUGGCACGUCGCUGAAUUAUUGAACUUUGAACCGACGCACAAAUCACUGCUUGCACUGCUUUCAUAUUGAACAGAGCGGGAAAGAUAAAAUGUUUUUUGGAAAGGUGCUGACUGCAAUUUAAUAUGGAGGAUAAAGGGAUUGAGAUGAGGAAAAAAAACAUCAUAUGUGGAUGUGUAGCAGGCUGAACGCGUUUUCAUCUUAAAAUGGCAGCAGAUCGCAUCACAAACACUAAUUACUGAGGAGGCGGCUUGACAUAUCCAAAUUGAGACCCAGAGCAGCAUUGUUCCUCUUUGACAUAUUUGUACAUAAAAUUGUAAAUACAUCACAGCAAUAAUAUGCAUGUAGACAUUUAAUUGCCCUUUUCUAUCCACGCUGUCUCAUUUUUUUGCUAUUUAUUUAUGAAAAAACAAAAACAGGUACCAAUUCCAAUCCGGGUGGCCACGUGAAUCAGGGAGUGUCUUGGUUUCCAGACUAUUUGUAAGACAAGGCAACAACACUUCAGUGUAUUCUCAAAGAAUUGAUCAUGCUUUCUUUCUUUCUUUCUUUUUUUUUUUUUUUUACGUGCCCAGCUUGGCUGUGCAAAGAGAAGUGCCAAAUAAAUAUGAUUUCCAUAACAAAAGCCUUCAACAUAUGGUUGGCUGCUUGAAACCUUCCAUAUGGCCCUCAAAGGAAAAAAAAAACAGAUUAAAAUUUUCCACUUUCUUGCUCUCUCUCUCUCUCUCUCUCUCUCUCUCUCUCUCUCUCUCUCUCUCUCUCUCCUCCCUCCUCUCUCUCUCUCUGAGUAUGAAGAAACUUAAGCCAUGAUUGCUGAGCGGGUGUUUUGGUUUCUCUUGUUCUGCUACAAUUUAUGACGACAACAAUAGCAAUGAAAACGUUAAUAAAAACAAUAGCACAAGCAA
Molecule: messenger RNA, 4604 nt
Organism: Corythoichthys intestinalis (scribbled pipefish)
Lineage: Eukaryota; Metazoa; Chordata; Actinopteri; Syngnathiformes; Syngnathidae
Gene: scrt2
Product: scratch family zinc finger 2
Exons: 2
Coding region: 509-1462 (317 amino acids)
Biological process (GO): regulation of DNA-templated transcription
Molecular function (GO): DNA-binding transcription factor activity, RNA polymerase II-specific; RNA polymerase II cis-regulatory region sequence-specific DNA binding
Source: RefSeq, a predicted model, not a curated record